CAAAAAACAACUCCUGGAAGGCCUUCAGCAUAGAAAAUAAGGGUGUAAUUGAACAGGCUAAAAGCUUAAAAAAACUUCUUCUAAAAGGACAUUUUCAUGAGUGUCUGGCACCAUCUAUAAUUUGGUGUAUGAAGCUGAACAGAAUGGGUGGGGACGUGCUGCUUCAUGGUUCCAACAGGAGAGGCAGCACAAGAGAGCAUCCCUCCCUUCUUGAUUAUAUAUUAGGGAGUACUAUCCUCGCUACCAAAAACCUCCCCUACCCAUAACACUCCCCUCUCGCUGUUUUAUGCCUUUCUCCCUUUAAUCUUCAGUUCCAAACGUCAUGUGAGUGGGAAUCCUGUGCAUCUAGGGAUGGAAGGCAGUUUGUACCGUUCAGGGUGGAAAUUUUGGUGGCACAUUGAGAAAUUUUACAGCCUGGAGGCUCCCUAAGCUUCACUGGUACAGUCAGCUAGAAACGCUUUCCACAUAAAAAUGUUGUAAAAAUUAAAACAUCACAUAAUAAGGUUUUUGCAGUUAAAUAUUUCUUGCUGAUUAUUUAUUUGAUGAGUUUUUUAAAUAUUCGACCGGCUUAUGCAUAAGAAUAAAAAAAUGGCUUCGAAGCAAGGCAAGUCUGCUGCCACCCUGCAGGACAGCUCCCCUGACCUGAGUCUAAAGCUCCGGAGGGGCUCCAGCGAUUCGAGGGACAGCUUUUAUAUGGAUUUUGCUCAGGGCAUCGACUCGGACAUAGAAGAAGUCGCAGCCACCACCUCCGGCUUCAUCCAUCAAGACAUAACGGAUGAUGCUUCGACACCGACUGCAGCAACUGUCAAGGAAGAUGGGCUUUGUUGGACACAAGUUGGAAUAUGCGAACCAGUCCUACUACCAUCGCCUGCUUCACCGAAUGCUGUCAUAGUUAGCCCUGAAACUCUCUCUCAUCAUUCCUCGCCAGUAAGGCAACCUAGGAGCACAUCUAGGGCUACGACUUCAUCGGUUAAACCACACCCUCUCUCGGCAUCAUUCUCUGGUUUCGAUUUCAGGUUACCGCAUCCGGGAUCACAAACAAUGCUUCCAGCGGUUCUUUACCACCCUAACAUUUCAAUGAUGAAAAGACCAUCGAGGAUUGACCAACUUCAGAUAACAUGGAGGAAAAUGGGUGCCCAAGCUUUAGCAACUACGCUUUCUGCUUUGUAUGGCAAACUACUAGUCGUUAUGGGAAUCGCUUUUCCGAUGGCAGAAGUCAUCUCCACGCAUAUUCCACCCUCAUUUUAUGAGGGGUUCUAUUUGUACCUGUAUUUUGGAAGUAUGGCGUUUUUAUUCUACAUGUAUGCCAUGCUUUUGAAAGACGACCCUUCUAAUAAAACACCCCCUCCACCAGAGACUGAACGACCACAAAGGGACACAAUGUCUUCUAGCAGCGGGGAAUGUGAAAGUGGAAGUGCCAGCGGAAGGGACACGAAUCCAAGUUAUACCGAAAGAGAACCAAGCAGACCUGCAAAACCUCAAGUGCCCUUUCAGCAUUAUGGCAGCUUCUAUUUGAGAAUGGGUGCAGUCGCUUUUGGAAUUGGGAGUAUGAUUUACUCAGGAUUGGAAUUUGGCCAAUAUUUUGAACUCGAAAGGAACACUAAAUGUCACAAUGUAUUAUUAGCUCUCACUCCAGCGACCAGAAUGGCUUUCACAUUCAUUCAGAUGUAUUUCAUUUUUUUAAAUGACGAGCAACAAAUGCGAGUGACUAGGCAUAAAGUACUAGCCAGGUUUGGCUUGAUGCAUAUGAUAGGGACAAAUUUAAGCGUAUGGUUGAAUGUGCUUGUCCAAGAAACAAAACACGAAAUCCUGACAUUUUACAAUCCUGAAAAUAACACCAUAGAAGUUCAUGCUAAAGCCAACACACAUAGUAUGUAUAGCAAGCUCACAAUGCAGCAUCAAUCACAUCACAGAGUUACUAGAGGUUUGAUGGGCCCUCAUCACAUCUACGAAUGCAGAAGGACGAAUAUUAUGGGCUCGCUUGUUCAAGACGCCAGUCCAUUUCUUUUCCCAUGCACCAUUGAAUACAGUUUGAUAUGCGCAGCCAUACUUUAUGUCAUGUGGAAAAAUAUAUCGAGAAUUACACCUCCAGUUCAAAGUUCACCAGAGAAGAUGGACAAAGUUCCUCCGUUUCAUUAUAAAAGAUCCCCUCAUCACUACUCCGUAGAUUGUGCUCAGGCACACAAAGGACUUUUCGUCGGCAUACUUGUUUUAGUUCUCACAAUUAUUUCUCUGAUAUUGUUUUUUGUGCUGAUAUCCCGUCCGGAGUUGGUAAGCUUUGCCGUAAUGGAAUUGACGGUCUGUGAACUCUCCCUGUACGCAAUGGCGACAUUUGCAACCAUGAUUGGGAUGAUUCAGGUUAGACAAUUAAAGUACGAUGGAACAAGAAAUCUCGAGUUGGACAACAUCCUCCUGAUAGGAGCACAAACAGGAAUGUUCAUUUACAGCACAUUUACAAUAAUCGGAGGGCAUUUUACUUUGGAAAAGAAUACAAUUCUUGUUUUGGUAACUGCACUGGCCUCUUUGCUUCAGACACUUUGUCAGACCAUGUUCGUUUUAGAUGCGUCCAGGAGAUCUUGUGUCACACCUGAGCAAAUAAGGAAAAAGCCUGGUAGGGAAAUUGUAACUUUUCUCCUUGUCACCAAUUUAGCCAUGUGGGCUAUAAACACUUUGGAAAAGUCCAGAGCAGAAUCUCAUCCGAUUCAACUUCACUUUUACGGGCUGUGGGCAUGGACCAUCAUCACUCAUGUAUCAAUGCCUCUUGCGAUAUUUUACAGAUUUCAUUCAACUGUAUGCCUCUGUGAGAUUUGGAAAAGGGCAUACAAAAUGAAACCUGCGUAUAUGUAAAAAAAUAAUAAUAAUAAAAUAAAAUAAAUACAAACAAGGCAAGUCCUUCAUUGUUGGUCGCUAAUUUUUAUUUAUUAUUAUUAUUUUUUGUAAGAUAUUUUACAUCAUUUCUAGAGAAGUAAUGUCUAUAAUGUAUAUUCUUUUUU
Messenger RNA from Cimex lectularius (bed bug), 2993 nucleotides. RefSeq names its product otopetrin-2-like. The record is from RefSeq and is a predicted model, not a curated record. Gene Ontology annotation, cellular component: membrane. Gene Ontology annotation, biological process: proton transmembrane transport. Lineage: Eukaryota; Metazoa; Arthropoda; Insecta; Hemiptera; Cimicidae. Gene Ontology annotation, molecular function: proton channel activity. The transcript is spliced from 10 exons. Bases 571 to 2847 code for a protein of 758 amino acids.